GCAGCCCUUCUUUCCUUUUCCGCGUGACAGUUGCAAUAAAAAAUUUUUUUUCCAACAUUUUUUUUAUCUCGAUAGUUUUAUCUCACCUACCUAGUUCUUUCGAAAAGUCGUACAUGCAUGAUAAGCUUGUACAUAACCACAAAACCUGAAUGAAGAGAAGGAAAAUUUUACACCUUGGACACCUGUUCACAAAAAAAAAAUCUAUCUUCCAGAGAGUUUUAAAAAUGUCUAACAUGUGAAAAUAAAUAAGUAAAUUAUAUUAUAGAAACACGUACUUUUUGAAGGCAUAUAGAAGGCUUAUUCUCUGUCGCUGAAUUGAAAACUUCGAAGAUUAUAUAUAUUUUUCAUUUUAAGUACAACGAGCGUACAGUAGUUUAACUACAAAGAAUGGAUCUAAAAAAGUCUAGAAAUUUCUGUGGUUUGGAAGAUACAAUUGGCAAUGAGACGAUCAAUAUAUGCAUCAAAAUUUGAUAUUUGUCAGUACAUUGGACGGGAAGAUAUCAACCAUCAAUGUUACCACUGGUGAGAAACUGUGGACUGUGGACUUUAACAAUGGACCAAUAUUGUCAUCCAGUAUUCAUACCAGAGAACUUAGUGAUAAUGGACAAUGGAUACGUUUGAUUCCAUCUUUGAAUGGUAAUUUGUAUAAGUUUGAUGGAGAAAAUUUGGAACCAAUGCCGAUUACGGCAGAUCAGUUGUUGCAUUUAUCGCUUCGUUUCUCCAGUUUAGUCUUUUCUGGUGGUCAAGAACUACAUUCUUAUGGUAUAUCAGUCAAUACCGGAAGCAUUUUAUGGAAAAAUGAGUGUACUGGCGUUUCUGGUUGCAACAACAAGACAAAUCGUCAUGAACAACAUUUAGAGCAAGAUAUGAUUAUUAUUCAACGUUUUCAACAAACUGUGCGAGGUAUAGAAAGUCGCACAGGUAAUGAAAGAUGGAACUUCAGUGUUGGACAAUAUGAAUUGAAGCUAGAUUCUAUUGCAAAUGUUUCGUGUUCCAAUGAAGUCACUCCUUUAGAUAUAGAACUUAAAGUUGUUAUUCCAGAAGGUUUGAUUUGGGCUGUCAAGAAGACUGAUCCUAGCAUUACGUUAUGGAAAUACAAGUUUGAUUCUCCAAUUGUUACAAUAUGGCGCGGGGACGCAUCCAAAAUUUCUAUCACUUCGGAAGAACCUUCUGUGGAAGGACCUUCUCCUUUGGAAAAAAUUGAUUUAUUUGAUAGUUCUCAGUGGAUCUGGGGAUCGAAAUAUUCUGCAAUUAGACCAGGUUUAUAUUUAGGCAUGCAUGAGAGACAAUUAUAUGUGCAAGAAAGUAACAGGAAUUUGUUAGAUUCAAAGUAUAAUCAAUAUAUAAAAUAUCCAUGGCAACCACAUCCAGCAGCUAUAACUGCUGUUACAAAUAUUAUAUCAAAUGAAGAUAACAAUGAUGAAGUUUCCAUUGAAAAAAAUGAGACACAGAACGCAAUCGCAUUGUCUGUAUUAUAUAAUUCAGAAUAUAUUAAUGGCAAUGGAUUUUACUUAUAUUCAAAUGAAGUACCUAAUAAGUGUAAUCGUAGCAAUCCUAAUGUUCUACUUAUCACUGACAUCCAUGAAACAUCCAUGCAAAAUUAUCCCGAAGAGAAAUCUACCGAAAAGGACGAUACACUCCUUGAAUUUUCACUUUGGUAUUCGCCUUGGUGGAAGGAACUUUUAUUACUUAUUAUUACGGUUACCUUUCUAUUGAAUCUUUAUAUGAUACGUUUUGAUAGAACAUUUAAUGCAACAUUACCCAUUGAAAAUGCUAUACCUCCGCCUUUUAUAGUUGAGACACAUAUAGAAACUAAAAGAGAAAGUGACAUAACAAAUGAUGAUGGUGAAAACGUGAAUAAUUUUAAGUCUCGUUACUUAACGGAUUUUGAGCCAAUUGAUUGCUUAGGAAAGGGAGGAUAUGGCGUGGUCUUUGAAGCGAAAAACAAAAUUGAUGAUUGCAAUUAUGCUAUUAAAAGAAUUGCUUUGUCAAACAGCCAAGAAUCAAGAGAUCGCGUCAUGAGGGAGGUAAAAGCAUUAGCUAAGUUGGAUCAUCACAAUAUUGUGAGAUACUUUAACGCUUGGCUGGAGUGUCCUCCCAGUGGAUGGCAAGAAGGGCACGAUCAACAGUGGAUUAACAAACUAAAAUGUUCAACUGACUUUAUUUCGGAAGUAACUCAGACCGAGACAAAACCUAAUUCUGUAUAUAUUGAUGUUUCACAGUCAUCUGUAGAAAGUGCUUGUGAAGCGUUAGAAUUGAAUAACGUGGACACGAAGGAUGAUUCAUACAUUGUAUUUGAAGGGACAAAUGAAAAGCAAUAUGACAACGACUCGAUUUGCAUUAAGACUUACAGUACCGAGAAUUCGGACUUAUCCGUUUCGAAAAAUACAACUGAAAACGAAUUGUCUAAUGUUAACGAAGCCGAUCAUUCCGAAAGUAUUGUGUUUGAAGAAACUCACAAUAAUGAAAGUAUUGUCUUCGAAGAAAAUGAUAAUGAAACUGAUAAUGUUGUGGCAAGAAAAAAACGCCAAAAAUCGUUUUCCUUAGAUUUAAAUAAGAAGCCGAAUACCGAGAAGUCGGCGAAAAUGUUCCUAUACAUACAGAUGCAGCUGUGUCAGAGACUUAGUUUGAGAGAAUGGCUGAAGCAGCACACGUCAGCAAGAGAUUUUUCUCGAGUAUUAAAUAUCUUUCAACAGAUAGUGGAUGCCGUGGAGUACGUCCAUCUGCAAGGAUUAAUUCAUCGAGAUUUAAAGCCAUCGAAUAUAUUUUUUGCUUACGACGAUAAAAUAAAGAUCGGCGAUUUUGGCCUCGUGACCGCAAUGACCGAGAGUUGCGAUAAGGUUCAUACACCUGGAAUUGAAAAUGAGAAUGUUUCUUUGAAAAACAACGUGCAUACUGCCCACGUUGGCACGCACUUGUACAUGUCACCUGAGCAGAUGAACGGCCAAAUUUACAACUAUAAAGUAGAUAUUUAUUCGUUAGGAAUAAUCUUCUUUGAGCUCCUUAUACCAUUUUUUACUGACAUGGAGAGAGUAGUAGCGCUAUCGAAUGUUAAAAACUCCAUUUUUCCGAAAGACUUUGCGGAGAACUAUCCGGCUGAGUACACUUUGCUCAAGAUGAUGUUGGAUGAGAACCCCAAUAAGCGACCUACAACCUUAGGUAUUAAAGCGAAGCCUCCGUUGCAGAAUUAUGAAGUAGUUGAUUUUAAUAUAGAUAAAGAUUCAAAAUGGCAUUUCGAACUGCCGCAACUGAGUAGACAUUCCUCUGUCACUAGCAGUAACAGCAGCGGGGAGUUGCUGGAGAACAUAAAUUAAAUAUACGAGUUACAAAUAUUUUUGUAACAUUUUAUUACUUACGAAGUAAAGAGCUGUAAAUUAUU
This is a messenger RNA of Wasmannia auropunctata (little fire ant), 3379 nucleotides long. It is a transcript of the gene PEK, whose product is annotated as eukaryotic translation initiation factor 2-alpha kinase. NCBI's taxonomy places the organism in Eukaryota, Metazoa, Arthropoda, Insecta, Hymenoptera, Formicidae. Gene Ontology annotation, molecular function: ATP binding; protein binding; protein kinase activity. Bases 456 to 3314 code for a protein of 952 amino acids. The record is from RefSeq and is a predicted model, not a curated record. The transcript has 13 exons. Gene Ontology annotation, biological process: protein phosphorylation.